Molecule: messenger RNA, 20933 nt
Organism: Lemur catta (Ring-tailed lemur)
Lineage: Eukaryota; Metazoa; Chordata; Mammalia; Primates; Lemuridae
Gene: FSIP2
Product: fibrous sheath interacting protein 2
Exons: 24
Coding region: 51-20909 (6952 amino acids)
Source: RefSeq, a predicted model, not a curated record
GGGGCGACCGGGAAGGGGUGCGAGGAAGGCCAGAGGGGCCUGGGCCCGCCAUGGAGCUGUACCUCAGCGCCUGCUCCAAGGCUGCCAACGCCGCCGCCGCCAGGGCGGCCAGCAGCGGCCUGUCUGCCGCCAGCCAGCAAUGUGGAGACGGCGUACACAAAAACCACUUCGCGGGGGUUGGACCGGAUCACCUACUGGAUCUGCCUCUUGGGGUCAAGCUGCCUGUGAUCCCAGGUAGUGACACUGUAUUCUUUACCACGAAUUUAAGUGAAAAGCUUUUUCAGCCUUCUUAUGGUUUUAACCUGACUGAUCCUUAUUGUCAACUUUUGGAAAACCAGUACAAAAGUCUCCAUGAUCCACAUUUAAAAGCAUACCAUAAGCGCAAAGAUAUCCUGAGGAGAUUGAAGAAAGGGGGCUACAUAACCAGAAAUAAUAAAAUUGUAUGUACCUUGAGAGAAUUGAAUAAGUACAGGCAAUAUCUUACCAAUUUAAAAUUAGACUUUGAAAGAAACUAUAUAAGAGAACAAAAAAUGCUUGCAAGACAACUACAUAAACUACAGGAAAACAAUCAAAUCCCUGAACAUUCUGACGUUGCACAGUUCCAAAAUUGGUUGUUAAUGGAGAGCCCUCAAUUUAUUAAUGACCAGGAGAGGUUAAUAAGGCACAGAUAUUUGGAUAUGAUAAGUAAGGAACUGGAACAACUUGAGCGCACAGCAGAAGAGCAACGCCUACUCCAGAUGAAUAGAGAAGAAAGACGACAGCGGGAACACACAAGAAGAAAACUCAUUCUUCGUAGAAAAAUUGAAGAGGAAUGGAAGACAAAAGAGAUGUUACUUUUGACAAAGAUUGGAGAAGAUGUUAAAAGAGAAGAAAGGAUAGAACAACAACGUCGUAGAAGCAGAGAAGAGAGUGACAGGAAGAAACAAGCCCUUCUAGAGAAAAAAAUGGCUUAUCAUUUACAAAAAAUGCAAGAUACUGGCUUUAAAGGAGAAGAUAUGGAAAAAAAUGCAUUUAAAUACAAAGCACAAGAUGGAACAUUUUCUUCUUCAAAGACGAAAAAGAAAUUAUCUGAUGAUAUAAAGUUAAUUUAUUCUUUUGAUGACCAGAAACCAUACGAAGGAACUUAUGAACAUGGAACAAAUGGUGUUCAAAUGCAGUCUCAAAAUAAUUCUAAGAAUGUUUUGAAAACAUCAGCAACUUCAAUUGUUAAUCAGCCAGCUGUACAGAAUAAUGGUAAAGAUCAAAAGGGAGAUGGAUUGAUAACUAAAAAAUCAAGUAUUUUUGAUGACAGAGGAUUUAUAAACAUGUCAGCUCAAGAUUCAGUUACUUCAGCUCAAAAUUCACCCACAGGAAUUUUUCCCAAAUGUUCACAGUCAUUCAAAAGUAGAGGUCCUCCAAAAGUAGAGAAGGAGAUUGAUGCUCGCUGUAAUGGAAGACCAACCAAGAGAUCAAGCUAUGUGUGUGAAUCAGGAUCUCAGGCUCAUGCUGUGGCCCCGGGGAUUUUUUCGUCUCCUGUUUUCUCAAAUAUACAACAGAGUCUCCUACAAAAUUGCUUGCAAGAAAAAGUAACUUCUGAAGAACUGAAUAGUAUAAUCCAGAAUAUAAUGACCUGGGUUGUGGCUACAGUGACCAGUAUAUUAUACCCAGCCAUCACAAAAUAUGAAGAAAGGUUGAGACAUAAAACAUAUCCAAUGUCUGAUGAGUCCACCCUUUCGUCAGAUAGUUCAAGUUUCUGUAGCACAUGCAGCGAAGACUUUACAUGUGGAAACUACACAUAUGCAACAAGUAAAAUGUUUCAGGAGAAGCCCUGUCCAUUUGCAGUUGACAAGUCAGUAAAGAACCAAACCACACCUUUAAAACCUCCUUCUGCACAUAUGGAAAGAACAGUUGUGGGGAAAACAUACCACACAAAAGGACAAUCUAUAUCCUCUAAACGCAAAUAUGAUAAAACCAGUUUGACAUGUUCAUCCCCUAAGCUCAGACCUUGUAAGUCUGAUAGUCACCUUUUAGCAUCAUUUGAAACAGGCACAACAAAAUCUAAGGAUGCUACCACUGAAACAGAUAGCUUAGGGAGUUCACUUUUUUGGGAUCAAAAAGUAAAAGCCAUGGAUGAAAUAAAUAAUUUAAAAAAUGUUUUUGUUAACUUUAAAUGUUACUUGAAAGAGGAAACUCAAUUGAUUUUAGAAAGUAUUUUUCAAGAAAUAACGUCCGAUUUAACCCAGGCCAUUCCCUCUCUUUCUUCUGUUACUGCUGAAGUUUUUGUUGACCAACAUGAGUCUGAAAAAGAAGACUUGCUCUCUGAUGUUGAUAUCUGCUCAGUAGCUUCUGAGAUUGUGGAAAAUAUGCUUGAGAAGUUAGAACUAGCAGUUGAGAAAAGAUAUGUUGAUAUGUUUUCACAGGAAGAUUUGUCAGUUGACAUUAAACCAAGCUUAACAUCCAGUGAAGAACACCUCAUAUCAUCAAAUGAAAAACUUUUAAAAGAUUCACAGCCUUAUACUUUGGAACCCAUGUGUGAUAUUGCAGAGGACAUGGUACAUGAUAUUUUAGAAAAGCUAAAGACUCUUGCAUCUUAUAAACAAAAUGAACUUCCUCAUCUUGAAGAUACAACUAACCUUUCCCAUCAGCAACAUAAGACAGACCCAACAUGUAUGUUCCUUCAAAGAGCUGGCCAUAAAUCUAGUCCUGAACCUGAUGCAGCAAAUUUAAUUGUCAAAGAAGAAAUACACAAUUUAAUAUCAAGUAUUUUUUCCCAGACCCCUUUGGUUGGUUAUAUAGAAGAAGCAAUCAGCACUAUACUAGGUUAUAUACAAACUGAACUUAAUAAUGAGAGACUUACUGCAUCUGAAGAAACGGUAGAACUCCUUCAGCUAUUUGAUGAUAUCCUCACUCAGCUCUACCGGGAACCAGUAAAUGCAGGUGUUCAAAAAUGUAGACAACCUAGAAUAAGAAAAUCUUCUGACAAUGAAGAAAAGUACAGACUCACUGGCACCAGAUUAUCUAAUCAUCCUAAAUCUAGAAGAUCAUUUUCACCUAUUAAUGUUCCAGGCAUGGCCCUUUAUUCUGAAGAUGAUAAUGAAGAGAUAGACAAAAUUGUAAAAAAUGUGCUUGAUUCAUCUUUCAAAGAGGAAAAAGCAAAAUCACAGAAACAGAUUCCUAAUCAUUGGUCUACAAAGGGAAACACUUGUUUUGAAUACGAAAGAAAUAUCGACCCAGCUACUAAGCCUGCUUCUAGAAGCAAAGGUGUAAUUCAUGAUUGGGAAUUAAAGUCUGAGCCACCAUCUCUUAAUAAUCAUGACAUUUUAAAGAAAAAGCACCACUUGAAAAAAAAUAUUUCCUUUUUUAGCCAAGAUCAAAAGCAUCAAAUACAAAACAUAGUUAAAAGUAUUUUAACAGAAAUGCUCAAGGACAUAUCUUCUGUUCCUCCUGGUCACUUAGACAGCCAAGCCAGGAAAAAACCUUCAGUUCUUAUUUCAGAAAAACCUCAAGGACUGUCACAUCAAGAAUGGAUGGACCGGAUGUUCUCUGUGUCAGAAAUUAGUACAGUAGCCCAAGAAAUAACAGAUGCUGUGUUAAAUAUACUUCAUAAAGCAUCAAGUUUCAUUUCAUCAUCAGUUGAGCAAACUUCACUAGAUAAUUCUGAUACUUGCCACAUAGUCAAAGAAACACCAAAUAAAAAGCCAUUGAAAAUAUGGUUUGACAGUGAAAAGAAAAUGAAAUAUUUAUCUUCACCUAAUAUAGAUCCUGCAGCUUCUUCCUGGUUUGAAUUUGGAGAAAGUGAAUCUAAACAUGUAGACGACAUUACUGACAAGAUCAUUAAUACAAUUUUUAAAAGGCUGAAGUUAUUUGUUUGUCCAAAAUUGCAAAUGGACUUCAAACCUUCACUUGCCAAGCAAUCUUCAUUACAAUCUCAACUUAGUUCUUACACAGCUAAAGUAGUAAACAUUGUUUUGAGUGCUAUCCUGAAUGAACUGGAACUUAAUGAGAAAAACGUAAAUAUUAGGGAAAUUGACCAUACUAAAUCCCUUACAGAGAAAGAAUUUUUUGCCGACACUGACAGAAAAUUAAAAUCUGUUGUCACAAAUAGCAAUGAUGACAUUAUGGCAAGUCCAUUAUUAACUUGUAUUUGUGAAAUGUUAUCAAGUAAAAAUGCAGAUCAAAGAAAUAUUUCACUUCCUUCAGAUAAGUCAGAAUCUGCGACUUCAUAUGGAUCUGACAACAUUGAUAAACAAAAUACUUUGCCAAGUAGGCAGGAUAAAAAAUCUUUUUACAAAUAUUUGGCUACUCCAUGUACUCUACACAGUGUCAUUGAUGGAAAAGAUCUUAAAGAGAAUGCCAAAUUGCAAGUGUUAGAUAGAAUUGGGGAAACACUACAUGAAAUGUUAAGCAAGCUUAUAGGAACCCCUCCUCACUCUCAGCCAUCUUGCAGUCAGCAAAACAAAGAGGAGAUGAAUGAAAAUCAGCAAAGCGCUGCUGCAUUGCAGUCUAAUAUUCAGCUGAUUUCUAAAGCAAUUUUGGAAUAUAUCCUUGCCAAAUUAUGUAGUAUUGGCAUGGAUAUCAGUUUUGCAAGUUCUGGAUUGAAAGCUCUCCCUAAGUUUCUUGACACUGACAACCUAUCAUUUACUUCAAUUAUUAAGGAAAUGGCCAAAUGCACCAACAUAGUCUCCAGCAUAGUUUCACAAAUAAUUCAGGAAGGCAAUAAAGAGGUGACCAAAAGCAAUGCAAAAACUAUUUCUCCUGUGCCCGCCAAAGCAGGGAGUACAAAAGAAAUGCGUCCAAAUAAGAUGAAAGCUGUAGCUUCAGAUAUUCUUAAUAUGGUCUUUGCUAAACUAGAAGGGUUUGCCAAUGGAAAUUUAGAAACUAUAAAUGCUAAUAAUGAUGGAAAUAAGAAGAGCAGUAAAAUGGAUUGGGAAUGUGAAAGUACCAGUAUUUUUACAAACACAGAUAUAGAAUCAUUACAAUCUGCUUUAUACAUGCAUGCAAAGAAGGUAUCAAGUGCUAUUUUGAAGGCUAUUCAAACAGAAUUAAAUGUGAACUCAUCAGAUUUGAGCACAAGUGUAAAAAAUCCACCACCUGAGGCACAAAUGUUUAAGAAUAUAGUCAAUUUAAUUUUGGAUGAAGUAUCUUCAAAUAUUUUUAACGAAACUGAAUCUGAAGAGAGAGACAUUGAAAAUUAUCGAUACAGGCCAACUUAUGGAAAUUUUCUUCCUGGAGGAGCUGAAUCAGAUUCAUUUCUAGAAGAUGAUGCAAAUAAAGAGAAAAUACUUAUUGGAGAGACAUCACAACUGAGAGAAGAAACUAAAACACAUUCUCUUGAACAAUGGGUUCUAGAAAGAACCUUAAACAAAAUUGAAGUAAAACUCAAAGAACCACAUAAAUCUCCAGUCACUUCCAUUACAAGAAAUAUUUUGAAUGAAAUUUUUCAAAGUGCUUUAAUCAAUCAAUUAAAUGUGCUUUCUCUCUCCCACUCUCAUUUCAGUGGCAUGCCUCACAAUGUUGAUGAGCCAACUGCUCAAACAUCUGUUCAAUUUAUGGACAAAAUGAUGGGUCCUUUAGUGUCUGAAGAAGAUGUAACCAUAGUAACAGAUAAUAUUGUUAGAACUAUAUUUCAUAAACUUUAUUCAGCUGCUAUGACAGAAAGAAAUGUAAGUGAAAAUAAGUAUAAAACAAUUACCUUUUCAACAAAUGUUUCUUUUCAUGAACACACCUAUAGAGGAAAGUCUUCUGUCACUGUGUUGGACAGAAAUCCAUGUACUCUUCAGUCCAGAUUCAAUGUUGACAAACAGGCCAAGGAAAAUGUAGUUGAAGAUAUUGUACAGGCAAUAUUAAUAAAUUUAGAAACUUUUGCUACUUCCAAAUUAAAAUCUCUCUUUUGUCCUCAAGUCAGCUUCACAGUUCCAGUGCCUUUACCUACUGAGCAAGAUAACACUACAUUGAGCAACGCAUUAUCAGCCAAAGAUUCAUAUUUAGAUGAGCAAUUUUCCUGUUGCUCAGUGGAUUAUAUUAAGUCAGGAAAGACCAACUUGCGCCAAGUGUCUUUGUCUAAAUUAAAUAGUUAUGCAACAGAAGUGGCUAGAAAAAUUUUACAAGGUAUCAAAAAUGAGUUAGAUAAAGAAAGAGAAAUUUCUUUCUUAACGCAUAACAUUGUGGUUUCCGAUAGUAUUGCAAGUCAAAUUGUUAACACAGUGUUAGAUAUUGUCUCAUGUAAAGGCAAAUGUGACAAGACCAGUUCUGGCAAAAAGAUUGACUCAGAUCAGCAAGAAGGUAUUAUUGAAAAGCUGUUCAAUAAGACUGAAUAUCGAAAAGUACUUCAAUAUCAAAUACAAGAUACCAUUGAAGGUAUCUUGUGUGAUAUUUAUGAAAAAACACUAUAUCAGAAUAAUCUCUCAUUUGCCACGCCCACUCUGAAAUGUAGCACAGCUUGUAAACAUUCAGAAGCAAAUUCUGAAACAUCCAAUGAGGGUGCAAAUAAGAUUAUUCCAAAACUUUCAGUUCCUAAAUCAGAUGUCAUCUUGAUAUCCAAUGAUACAGUGAAUAUUGUUCUCCAUAAUCUCAGUUCUGCUGUCAUGCUUGUCAUAAAUGCAAAGAAUCCUACUUCAGCAAGAUUGCCUCUGACCUUUUAUGGUAUGCUUCCCAAAACAGAGUGUCAACUGCCUCAUCUUAUGGCUUCAAAAAGUGAAAGAAAAAGAGAGUGUUUUCCAUACUCAAGAAAUCAGAAAUCAGCUUAUGCUGAUGAUAAUCGGGUAACUAUAGUAAAGAAAGAAGACAUCAAGAAAUCUGUCCCUGACCCAUGUGAGGAAAAUGCUAACUUCAUUACUAAAUCUAUUUUCAAUUGUUUAGAAUCUUUUGCGACAGAAAGAGUAGAUUCAUUUAUUACUCUUGCUUCCCAGCCUAAAGAAAAGUCAUUUGUUAGCCCAGAAUUGCGAAAUUGUAAACAAAAUGACAGCGUUUUUCAUGAAUCAAGCCAAGUGGAAUCAAAUGUGAAUGUCCUGAGAAUAUCAACAACUGAAACUGUAACCAGCCAAGAGCUCACAGAUUCCACUUUUGCCAGUUACAGAGAAAAACUUGAAUCCACAAUUCAUCUAUCACAACCUAGCCUUAAGAAACAUGCUGAUAGCAUUGCCAGUGCCAUUUUGAAGCUUAUUAAAAAUGAUUUAGACUUAGAAAUGAAAAAUAUAUAUCCAUAUCCAGACAAUAUUUUGUUUCAAGAAAAUAUUAUUGUGAGUGAAAUUGUUGAGAGUAUCUUAAAGAUUUUAGAUGAUAAAAGAUCUGUAAAGGAAAUUGGUUUUUACUCAAAAGAGAAUCCCAACAUUUCACAAUUAACUGACUCAAAUGAAGUAUUGCUGGAACAUAAACAGAAGGAAGGAAACACCAAACUAUCUCUGUUUACAAAGCAUCCAUUAGAACAAAACCAAAUGAUACUGGAAAAGAAAAACCAGAGAAUUGUUUUGGAAGAAAUAUUUAUGAGAAAUAAAGACUCAAAACAAAAAGUAAAAACCAAAUUGCUCAGUGCAGUGGAAGAACAUUUGAAUAAGUUGUAUCAAAGAGUAACGGAAGUUAUAGGCCAUUUGCCUCCAUUUAAUGAAAUCUCUCAUUUUAUAUCUAAUUCUAAAAUUAAAACAUCAGACAUAACACAAAAAAACUUUUUUCAAUCACAUAUUAACAGUGUAGCAAAUGACAUAGUUGAAAGUGUUUUGGGAAAAAUGUACUCUGUAAUUGUGACAUCAGUAUAUGAAAAUAAUAAAAGUAGAGAAUUAGAAACAUCUGACAACAAUGAUUCCUCACCAUUGAAACCGUCAUGGUUUAGAGAAACUAAACAAGCAGAAGGAAGUAAUUCCUCUAGGUAUGUGACACCACAGGUUUAUUCCUGUGCGGACAGUCAAAAUGUCUCUGUGUUGGAAAACACUUUUUUGCAAUAUUCACCAUUGCAAGUGGAGAAAGAUUUAGUUCAAAUGGUUCUCGAUAAGAUCACAAAUUUAAUCUCACUUCAUCUAGAUGAGAGUUUGGCCUCUGAAGGUUGUUCUGAUGAGUUGCAACUUCUAAGGCUACCCGGUUCUAAAGUCAGCUUUAAGGACCCUUCUAAGCCAAGUUUUAAAACAAGUUUUAAAGCAAGAUCAAGAGGUACCUCUUUGCCUAAAUUUACAACAAAACCACACCUAGGCCCAAGUGGUGCUAAGGUCAAAAGCAAGAUCAAGUUAGGUCCUGGAGAAAAGAUUCCAAGAGGCAGCCGGUCCAAGACUGCCACUGGACUGUCACACAUCCUAUCAAUAGGAGAUGCCAAAAAUUUACUGAAAACAAAAUUACCCACUUCAGAACUAAAAAUUUUUGCAAAGGACAUAAUAAGUAAUAUCCUGGAAACAACUGUGAAAGAAUUUGAAAAGGUGAAACAAACCAGAGCAAUGGUAAAUACAGAAGCUUUACCAUCUGAUCAAAUCAUGGCAGCAAAUAAAAUAGUUAAUACAGUUUUGAAAGAAUUAUAUGCUACAAAUAACCAUAAUUUUGAUUAUCCAAUAAAAUUCUCACAUUUGGAUGACCUCAAACUUUCACAGGGGAGCACAGGUGCAGGGUCCCUUGCCAAACAACCAGCAUGUUAUUACUUGGAGAAUGUUUCUUCACAGCUAGAACAAAUUUUUCCUAAAGAAGGUAUAUUUAAAAAGAUGUUUGACAAAUGGCAGACAGAAUCAAAUGACAUGGAAAAUGAAAAAUGUAAGCUAUUGACAAUUGCUGAAAAUGUUUUGACUGAAAUUUCAAUAAAAUCAAAAGAAUUAGAAUAUUCUCUUUCACUUUUAAAUUUGCCACCUCUUGAGAAUAGUGAAAGCAGAUUUUAUAAUCAUUUUAAAGGAGCUUUUACUAGAGCUGAGGAUACCAAAGCACAAAUUAAUAUAUUUGGAAGGGAAAUUGUUGAAAUGCUAUUUGAAAAAUUACAGCUGUGUUUUUUGUCCCAGAUGCCCACUCCAGAUUAUAAAGAAACUCUAGUGAACAGUAAAGAACAUAUUACUGCUAAAAGUAAAUAUGAUUUUCCAAACAACCAAAUCUUCAGCAGUUUACCAUUCUAUAAUACAAAGACAAAAGACAAAUUUUCCAUGGGCUCUAGCAACCAGAUUGUUCAAGAGAUCAUAGGAAGGGUUUUAAACACAUUAGAGUCAUUUGUGGACUUGCAGUUUAAACAUAUCUCUAAAUAUGAGUUUUCUGAAAUAGUGAAAAUGCCUAUAGAAAAUCUUUUCCAUGUCCAACAGAGACUAUUAAGCAAAAAGAUGCUGCCAAGAUUGCAACCACUGAAAAAAAUUUCUGAUGAAUCCAAGCCAAGUACUAUUAUUUUCAAGGAAGAUAUACAGAGUACCUUUCUACAAGUUCAUUCAUUCCAUUCAGAAUUACCUAACUAUGCUGUUAAUAUUGUCAGUGACAUGCUAGGUAUAAUUAAGAACAAGCUAGACAAAGAAAUGAGCCAAACGGAACCAUCUUCAGUUAGCACUUUCAAAGAGAACUUUGUAGCAAGUGAGAUCAUUGGCACACUAAUGGACCAGUGUACUCAUUUCAAUGAGACUUUGAUCAAAAACCUUCCAAAGAAAAGUUUGUUCCAAGGAGCUGAAAAUGCCUACAUUGUUAAUCAGGUUCAAUUAGCAACCAAUAUGAAAAUGCCCACAUCAAAGUUAGAGGAAGCCAAUUUGGGGGAUAAUCCUCCACAAAUGAAUGUCCCUGGGUUGGUGUUUUAUUCAGAGGAAGAUAGGGGAAAAAAGUAUAGAAUUUCAUCAAAUUUACCCUCAUAUGUCAGAUCAUCUGUAGAAAACACAAUUAAAAGCUUAGAGCCAAUGCAAAGGCCUGAUUCAGAAACUAUGCCAUCGUGUUCGCUAAACAAAGUACAAGACCACAGCCCAAGGAAAUCUAACUCUCACCAUUUUGAUGAGGCCAUGACAGGAAACAGCUCCCUCCCUGAAGGCAGUGUUUUACAAAAACUGUUUAAGAAAGCAAAUGACUCCACAGAAGCAUCACUGAAGCAAGUUAUGUCAUUCAUAGAAAUGGGAAAAAGUGAAAAUCCAAGAAUGUUUCAUUAUGAGGCCCUAAAACCAGUUGCUGAGCCAAACCAAAUUCAGACAACUGUUUCUCCACUCAAAAUAUGUCUAGCUGCAGAAAAUAUUGUCAAUACUGUGCUGUCCAGCUAUGGCUUUCCAAGUCAAUCACACACUAAUGAAAGCAUGGAAGCAAUGAAACCAUUUUUCAUAUCUAAGCAAAGCCCUUUAUCAGAAGUAUCUGGAGGACAAAAGAAUGAGGAGAAGAGUUUGCUUAGAAUGUGGCACAGAAGAAUCAGCUGUAUACCUGAAGAAGAAAACAAAAACCCUGAAGCCAGCAGGAUAGAUUCUUCUUUACUGCACAAAUGGCAUAAAAAUAGGUACCCAAAGACAAAGAAAAUAGGGACUCCGAAUGAAGUGGAAGUCAUUGCCUUUGCUGAUCAUGAACUGGGUCUCAAUGAAAUUCACUUUAUAGCAAGACAUGUCACCACAUCUGUGGUCACACAUUUAACAAACUUAAAAACUAAAGUUUCCAGUGAGGAGAAAGCAUCUAUUGUUUCUACAUUGUCAAGGAAAAAAUGUGAAUCAAAGCAGCCUCAAAGAAGCAUAUACAGUGAUUCUUCAGUUUAUCAACUAUGUGAACAUCUUACUGAGUCAGUCAUUUAUCAUUUAAUUUCAAGUAUUUCUGAUGGCAUCAAAGAAAGCAGAGAAAAAGACAAAGCAUGGGAAAUCCAAAAAGCAGCAUUUAACAAGAUUAUUUCAGUGCAUUCUCAAGUGUUUGAGAGCAGGUCAAUUUCUAUUGGAGAACUUGCUUUAAGUAUUUCUGAAAUCAUUAUUAAAAUCCUUUGUAAUAGUAACAUUAUAAAGGCUGACAAUGUACAGCAAAUGGGUUCCAUAAGAACAAAAUUCAUUUACUGUCCAGGAGUAGUUUCUGCUGACUUUAAUGACCUCUUUCAGGAUUUUGUAAUAGGAGUGAUUCAUGUACUGUCCAAAGAAAUAGGAAUAAAUCAUCACUUUGAAAGCAACAGAACAAACAAAUCAUUUUCCAUAUUUCAGAGCAAUAGUGUAUACAACUGUGACAAAACCAAUACUAUGGAAAGACAGACAGAGCCCAGAGAUUGGCAGUCAUCUACUCAACAAAUUGAUCAACUCAUUAAAAAAAAUAAAUUAAAUUAUCUUGCACAUAAAUUAGACAGCCUGGUUGGUAACCUAAAAUCAAAUGAAUCCAAAGAAGUAGCCAAUAAAAUUUUUAAUAUUGUUUUAGACUUAUUUUUGCCAGAUGAAUGCCCAGAAAGGGCUACGGAUUCUGGUACAAUAGCAAGAAAAUUUUUCUCCUCCCCAAAUGAUCAACAAAGUAAUAGCAUACUUCAAAAUAACCUAGGGCUCUCCCCCAAAUCAGUUUUUCUUCUCAAUAUUGUGUGUGAGAAACUUAUCAGAACACUUUUGGAAAAAUACACAAGCACUGCAUUUCUUGAUAAUGGUUCUAUUUCUAAUGAAAUAUCAGCAGAAGAAUGUCAACUUUUAAAAAUACUUCAAAGUGUAGAAGAUGAAGAAUUUGAUUAUUGUCAGAGAGCAAUGAAUUGUGAACAACUUCAAGGAGAUUACAUGUCAGACCUUUUAGAAAAUCUGGCAGAAAUGGAUCAAGGUUUAUUGUCAUCAGACUCUAUGCUUACUAUUAUUUCCCACAGCUUGGUUAAAUCAUUGAUGGACAAACUAUCUCACAAUAUACAACAAAAUCCUGAAAGUCCACCUUUUGCAAAUGCACAUUUGAACUACAGAACAAGAGAAAUACAAUCUAGUUUCUCAAAAGCAAAAAGGUCAGAAUUAAUAGGACAGGGUAAAAGCUCUUUAGGAUGCAUGAGUUAUGGCAGUAAUUCUUUGACAGAAUCUCUGUACAACCCUAGUGUUGUUAGCUCCAAAAUACAAGCACCAUUUGGCAAGAAAUGCAAAGUAAAAUGCUCUUCUGUGUUACCUCUUGAAAGACAAGGAACAAAGGAAAUAGAUCCAGUAGCCACUGAUAACAACCUCGAUCAUGGAGGUAUGGAUACAGGUGUUUAUUCAGCCACAUUUUUGGAAGAAAUAAUUUCGGAAUUGCUUUUUAAUCUCUCUACCUCAUUGUGGGGCAAAAAUAAAAACAUCACUGUGGCCCAGCUCAGUGAGAUGAAUACAUUACUUGUUAACAACAUAGUGAAUGAGUUUAAUAAUGUUCAAGUCACUGUUCUCCGGGAUCCAGAAGAACGGCUGUGUUUUCCACCAGUCCAUAAAAUAACUGUUAGUAAGAUUGUUGACUCAGUUUUUUAUGAUGUUUUACAGCCAUAUGAAUUGACAGUGACCUGUAGUAAUAAUCUGGCAUAUGACAAUACCUCAAUAGCAGAACAAAUAACUAAUGGCAUAUUGUUAGAGAUUUUAGACUACCAACUCCCAUCUUCUUUCAGGGCACAGCUAAUGCCCCACUCAUAUUACCCUCUUAAAGCAGAAAUUAUACUGCAAAAGCUUCAAAAUAACCUGAGAGAAUUUACUUCCCUACCCAAGUCUUCAGCAGGCUAUAGGACCAUGUUAUCACACUCAUUUUUAGAAGGUGUCAUCAGAAGGCUUUUAUCUCAGCUCAUUCCUCUACCCAGUAAGGUGGCUUCCUCUUUGGGAAAAAAAUAUUUAAUCAGUUCAGAUUUUAAUGAAAUGUCCACUUGUAUAAUAAAUAAGGUUAUGUCAGCCAUUUCAAAACAUAAAAUAUGGUUCACUAUAUAUGAUAAUCAAUAUUUAUGUACUGGCACAAACCUCCAAAAGAUGGUGGAUUCUAUUUAUAGUAAUAUUUUGCAAAUGUCUGACUCUCUUGCUUCAAUACAGAAAAGUAUAGUCAGCCGAAGCCCAAUUAUGGUUGACCGAAUAGCCAGCUUAAUUAUCCAAGAGAUUAUUGAAAAUCAUCUUCAACCAUUUUUGUGUAGAGGGCUUUUACCUCGUCCAAGGACUCCACUGGAUGCAGUAUCUAAUAUGGUUAAACAGGUUCUCAGUGAAGUCACAGAGUUACACAGACCCCCAAAGCCAUCACCCUUAGGUGUUUACCCUGAUACAUUUGUAGGGGAGAUUGUUGCCAGACUUUUAUCAAAGAUUUUCAGCUCAAAGCAUAACACUGAAGUGGAGCUGGAAAACCUGACCCAAAAAAUAGUAAACUCAGUAAAUAAUCAUUUUGACAAAGCUAAAAUUCACAUUCUAUCUGAUAACAAAGAGCAGAUUUUCCCCUCUGCCAAUACCGAUAUUAUGGAUGAACUUGUCACCUCAGUUUAUAAAAAUGUUUUAAAACAGCAUGGGCUAGAUCCUGACAUUGAUAAAGAGUCUGAAGACAGUGACAUUUUUGUGGAAAAUAUUACCAAUUUAAUUGUAGCAACUAUUUCAGAUUAUCUUCUUCAUCCACUAUUUUCUGGGGAUUUGUCAGCUUCUUCUUAUUCUAUUUCAAUGGCUGAAAAUAUCGUUCAAGAAGUCCUCAGUAACAUCAGUAAAUCUACUGAGUUAAGCCAGAGUUUACCUCUGUAUAACUCAUUGCUGCCAUACACAUUUUUAGAAGACAUGAUCAGAGUACUAUUAUCUAAAUUCUUUCCUUCUGCCUCUAGCAUGGUUCCUAACAGAGAAACCCCAAAAGACAGAUCAAGAGUGAAUUUCAAUGAAAUUGCUUCUAACCUAAUUAGUGAUAUUAGGAUGAAAAUUUCCCAACAUGAAAUUCGAUUUUCAAAAGAUGAAGAAGAAACCAUGUUUGUUUAUUCAGAAGAUGAUGUUCAGCAUCUUGUUGACUCAGUAUUCAAAAAUAUUUUACCAAACUCUGAGUCUCAAGAAUCAGUUGAGCAAAAUAUCACAAGCAGUAAUGAUGUUCUUAUUGAUAGAAUAGCAGGUUUUAUCAUUAAAUAUGUCUGUCAACAACAUCUUCAGCCAUUUGUGUACGGAAAGUCAUUAUCUUCUUCAUCAUACACAUAUUUUGAUGAUGAGAGAAGACAGUUAUUUUAUGCCAGUAUUUAUUCCUCAACUUUUUUGGAAGAUGUGGUCUCUGGGGUUUUAAGCAAAAUAUUUCACAGGGUGGUAGGCAUUAUACAAACAAAAUCAGAAAGAGAUUCAGAAGAUGAACUGUUUGAUAAAGCUGAAAACCUCAUACAUUUUAUAACAGAGGAAUUCUCAAAAGCCCAAGUUAGCAUUUUAGAUAAUGCUGAAGAACGACUGUGUUUGCCUCCAGUGGAAAGAGAUGUAGUAAAAACAAUUAUUGACAUAGUGUACAGCAAAGUUUUGCAAGAAUAUGAAAUAGAAAUAACGCCCAAUAAAGAUUUUCUAAACGACACAAAGACAUUGGCUGAAAGGAUAACUAAAAUCAUCCUGGCCGAAAUUUUUGAUUUACAAAUUCAUCCAGAUCUUAUAGCAAAUCUGCCUUUUAAGUCACAUUCCAAACUCAGUGCAAAUGUUUUGAUAAAGAAAGUUCAACACAAUAUUAGUAAAUCAUUAUUCCGAAGACAAUCUUCAACAAUAUAUACGACUAUGUUAUCACAUACUCAUUUGGAGAAAAUAAUCACUCAGCUUGUAUGUAAGAUGAGUCCAUUGGCCUCUAGCACAGAAAAUCCAGCUACUUCUCAAUCAGACUUAAGUAAUACAGUCAUAAAACUCAUAAAUGAAAUUAUGUUGAUAAUUUCAAAACAUGCAAUAUGUAUCACUAAACAUGGGAAUGAAAAGCAAAGUAUGAUUUCAGAAAAAGAUAUCCAGUCUAUGGUUGAUUCCAUUUAUGCUGAUCUUUCUUAUUCAAAUCUGUACCAGUGUCUUACAAAAGAUAAAAAAGGCAUAAGUAAUAUACCUGCCUCAAAAAUAGCAAGUUUUAUAAUAAAAGAAAUUUUUAACCAUCAUCUUCAGUCAUUUUUAUCUGGAGAUAAAUCUCUCCCUUCAGCUACAGUUGAUCAAACUUAUAAAACAAAAGCAAUACAUCUUAAACAAAGAGAAUUGUCUCUUAUUGUGAACUCAGCUGUCUUUUUGGAGGAAGUAAUUUCUGAGCUUUUAUGCAAAAUCCUUUAUGCAUUUUCACAUAAUGUUUUGGCUGCUGUAAACCCAGAUAGAGCAAAAGCCAAAAUUACUAGCAUUGUUACAACAUUGGUAAAUUCCAUUGUUAUGGAGUUCACCAUAUCAGAGCUUUCAGUUGCGGAUAACUUUGAUAAAAACUUGUGUUUUUCAGAAGGAUAUAAAGAGAUGGUUCAAAAAACAGUCAACUCAAUUUAUGAAAAAAUAUUAGAUGAAUAUAAAUCUUUGAUUAACGUAUAUAGGGCUAUACAAAGUGACACUGUCUGUUUUGGAGGGAAAAUAUAUCAUUUGCUAUUGGAAGAAAUUUAUGAUCACCAGAUACAGUCAUUAGUUUCAGGAGAAUUAGUGUCUUCUUCCUAUUCUUCCCUUCAAGCUGAUAAUAUCAUCACUCGUGUCCUCCAUAUUAUCAUGAAGGAUAGCCAUGCCUUGCCAUCAUGUAUUACUGUGUUGCCUCGUUCCCUUUUAGAACAUAUGGUUUACAAGCUCCUAGUGCAUAUCUUCCCUUCAACUGACAGUGAAAAUGAACUAGAAGAGGAAGAGGUUCAACCAGAUCAUGAGUUUGUGGAUGCAGCUUCAAAACUAACUGAUGAAAUUAUAAAAGAAAUUUCUGAACAUGAGAUUCGACUUUGCAUGGGAGAGGAUAAUGUAGAAAGUACGCAAUUAGAAGCUAUUGAAAAUUUGAUUGACUCCAUAUGUAAUAAUAUUUUGAAGAAAUCUGAAUUCCAAGCUGAAGUACAAAAAAGUGCAGGCAAAAAGGGAGGCUCAUUUCUCAGUAAAAUAGCUGGCUUCAUUAUGAAGGAAAUCAUGGAUCAUCAUUUACAGCCAUUUUUACAUGGUGAAGAAUCAUCUUUCAGUGACUUAUCUGAUUAUGACCACGUCUCUUUACUUACUAAAUCUGGUAAAGAAAAGACACAGCCUUCUCUAUAUUCAGGUACAUUUCUGGAAGAUGUAAUUGUUGACCUUGUCCACAAAUUUUGUUCUCUCCCCAUUAUUACUGAUGAUUCUAAGAAAAAAGAAGUGCCAGAGUCAGACACUGUGGGCUUGGCUAUAAAAUUUGCAAACUCUCUGAUAGGGGAAUUUAAGAAAAGUGAAAUUAAAGUAUUACCAAAUGCUGAAAAAAUGCUUUCAUUCCCACCAAUUGAUAAAGAGAUAGUUGAUAAAAUAUCCAAUUUUGUAUAUGACCAAUUCAUAGGAAAAUAUGAAUCUAAUGAUAUUCAGGAAAAUGAUAAAAGUGACAUUGUUAUAGAAAUGAUUGCUGCUUUAGCCCAGAAAGCAAUCUCUGCCUUCAAGAUUCAACCACUUUUUUCAGGAGACUGGUCUUCCGUCUUCAUUUCAUUUCUAAAUCCAGAAAACAUCACCCAAAGAGUUCAGCACCUACCACAAAAAACCUCUACACAGAUAAUCAGAUGCUUAACAGGGAACCAAUUUACUUUGCCACAACAGUCAUAUAAACACACUUCUUUAUCCUCAGACCAGAAAAAUAUGAUGGAUACUUUGGAAAUAAAUGGAGGUACGAUGAGUAGAAAGAAAAGUUCCAAAACCAAGAACAUAUCAAUGAAAAAAGGUGACACCCAAAAUCCAAUACUUACUUCUAUAACUACCAUUAUGAAAAGCAACAUUAUUAAUCUAAUGUCAGGGUCAGCUGCAGAUGUGACAAAUAAAAAUAAAGAAAAUGAAAAUAAAAUGGGAAUUUCUAUUAAAAAAUAUUGUGAGAAUGUUUGCAAAGUUUCUUCUCCAAGCAGCAGUGUGAAAAAGAAAGCGGAGCCAGAUUUGAGUGAAACAUUUAAAAAUGAUAAAAUUGAGAAAAAAAGAAAAUCAGCUCCAAAAGAUAAGGAAGAGAAAGGUCCAGCAGUACACACACAUUUUUCAGUACCUCCUGAUGAUAUGGAAUAUGAGAAUGAAAUGUUUGGAUCACAUUUUGAAAAAGACAAUGAGAAGAUUGACAAUACAACAGAAAGAUCAUUUAAAAAAGAUGAUGAUUCCUUUCAAAUAUCUUCUUUGAAAUCCAAGGAGAAAAAUAUGGGGACUGCAAAAAAGAAAACUUUGCAGAUAGUAGCCCAAAAGCCAAGUAAUGAGGAGAGGAGAAACUCUCCAGCUCAAAUGGAUACAGAUGAUGCACAAAACUCAGAUUAUGAACAUGUUCAAAAUGUCAUUGAAAAUAUUUAUGAUGAUGUUUUAAAAAUAUCUUCUCAAGAACCAUCAGGUUUUUCAAAAUUAAGAUGCAGUGAAAGCCUCCCAGGUGAUACAACAUUAAAUGUAAUCCAAGAGGUUAACAAGGAUUCGGUACAGUCUGUUAAAACAGAAAAUUUAUCCUUCUCAAUUAACAAAAAUGUCCCUUCCAAAGAAAAAGAAAAGAAAGAGAAAGAGAGAGAAAAAGAAAAGAAGAGAGGAAGAGAAAAAGAGAUUAAAAAUGAACCUCGUAAACAAGACCUUCCUCAGUACUUCUCAGAAAGUAAACCUGGAAUUUUUCCUGCUAAUUUUUUAGAAGAUGUUAUUACUGAAAUGGUUAACAAAUUGAUCUUUUCUUCCUUACCUGAAACACAAACACAUGAUAGAUGUCAAAAUGUAAAUGAUGAUGAAAACCAAGCUAAACUCUAUGAUACUGCUUUGAAACUUAUCGAUUCACUGUUAAAGGAGUUUUCAGAUGCUCAAAUUAAGGUAUUUAGGCCAGAUAAGGGAAAUCAGUUUUUUCCAUCUUCAGGUAAAGAUUCUUCAGUUUCUAAAAUACCCUCCAGGUAUAAAGAAUCAAAUACAGAUGAAGUAUCACCCAGCAUUAAGAUAGAAACUGUGGAUAAAAUGCCAUGUGAGCAUGAAAUGACUAAAAUACCCUCUUCAGAUAAAAUACCUUUCCAAGAUAAAAUACCAGCAAUUGAUAAAACAUUGGUCAAUAAAAUUGUUCACUCCUCUGUAUGCAAUAUUUUGAAAGAAUAUAGAUUACAAGACUCUAUUUGCAAGAAUAUAAACAAUGAUGGAGAAAAUUUAGCAAGGCAGCUAUCUAGUGCAGUGAUAAAUGAAAUUUUUCAACAUCAUCUUAACUUGAUAUUUUGUGAUGAGGUUCCAGUUUCAACAUGUUUGCCUCUGGAAUCUAAGGAUGUUGUUAAAAAGGUCCAAAAGGUGGCCCAAACAGCCAGCAAAGAAUGUCAAACAUCAUCACCAUAUACCAUAAUGCUGCCUCAUAAAUUUUUAGAGAAGGUGAUUUCUGCUCUUUUAUGUAAAAUUUUUUCAACAAUAUCCAAUACCAAAACAAAACCGUCUGAGGGCAAUUUGUUAGCAGAACUGGAUUUCCUUCAAAUGAAGUUAGUAAGUACAAUUGCAGCAGAGAUUUCCAAAGAUGAAGAUAUGAUUAUACAGUAUGUAGAAUCCUUACAUUCCAAUGAUGAUGAAAUUAUUCAGUUAGUGGCUCAGUCUAUUUAUAAUAAUCUCUUGCCACAAUUUGGAUCCCAAGAGACCAUACAAAAUUGCACAACUAGUGGAUGCAGAAUCCUUUUAGAAACCAUAGUUGACUUAGUUGUACGAGAAGUGGCUGGCAAUCAGCUGCAGAAAUACUUUUGUGGAGAGCUAACUCCACAUCAGUGUGCAGAAGUGGAAAGUGUUGUUGAAGAUAUCCUUAAAGAUGUUAUCCAAACUACCAAUGUGCUCCCACCUGAACCAUCACAUGUUCAUAAACUGUCUUAUAACAUAGUAGAAGAAAUUGCUGUACAAUUUUUAUCAAAGCUUUUAUCUAUGUUUCCAAAAUUGCCUAAGGAAAGAACCAAGUCCCUAGAAAUUGAGAUGGAAAAAAUAACCUCAAAAAUAUUAAAUUCAAUCCAAGAAUUUAUCUCCAAAAGUAAGAUUAAACUUGUAGCAUUGGCCAAUGAAUCACCUGCUGUACCUGUAACUGACAAUGAAACUAUUAAAAAAGUAGUUAAUUCUGUUUAUACCAGUAUUUUAAAGCACUCUGGCUCUCCUACUUCUGUAUUCAAAGAUUUAAUGGGUAAGAGCAAUGCCCUCUCUGAUAUAAUAGGAUUUUUAAUGGUGAAAGAAAUUUCUAAUUCUGAAUUUCAACCUCCAGUAGAGGAAGAAGUAUCAAGUACAGAAUUAGUUCUGGAAGCUGUCAAAGUUAUGGAAAAAGUGGUCAAAAUUAUUGAUAAAUUUAGGUUCCAGGAAAAUUCUUCAUCUAGAAAAGAUUCUACAUUAGAUGCCAAGUUUUUAGAGGAAGCAUUGGCCUUGUUCUUGGCUAAACUAGUAAAGUUGCCAAGUGCCUCAAGCAAAGAUGAAAGAAACUUAUCAAAGCCUGAGUUAAAUAAAAUUGCAUCUCAACUGACAAAAUCUGUAACAGCUGAAAUUUCCAGAAGUAACAUUAGUCUUGUCAAAGCUUAUCCUGAAAAACACUUUUUAAAUCCAGAAAGUAUAGAAAUGAUUUCUCAAGUUGUUGAUUCUGUUUAUAGUGAUGUCCUACAGCAAUCCGGAACUGACAAAGAACUUUAUUAUAAUAUAAAAGAUACAAACAAAGUCUUCCCUAAAAAAGUGGCUCGUUUAAUUAUUGAUGGAGUUUCAAAUUUUCCAUUAGAUGCAGAAGCAGUUAGUUCAAAAAGUCCAAAUGCUGCUAACUUUGGAGAGCUAGACAUUAAUAGAAUUGUUCAAAAGGCACAAGAACACUCUGAUAAUAUGGUCCCUGACUUAGACAAAGAAGAAUCAGAUCAAGAUUUAUCUGAAGAGGAAUUUUCAUUUGAAAUAGUUCCAUAUGUUGGGAAAAAACCGAUUAAAAUAGAUCCAAAGAUUGUUUCAGAACACUUAGCAGUCAUUUCUGUAAAAACUCAUUCUCUUGAAAAACUUAAGGGGGAGUGUUUAAAAACAACUGGUCAUAGCAUAACACAACUGAGAAAAGCCUCAAUAAGUGGUAAACAUUAUUCCACCUCAGACUCACAUAAUGUAGGACAGAGAAAGAAAGAAAGACGUACCUCACUGGAUAAGUCUGGACGACUGGAUGUAAAACCCUUAGAGGCUGUUUGCAGAAAUUCAUUUCAGAAUAUAAGAAAGCCUGAUAUUACUAAGGUGGAGCUUUUAAAAGAUGUUCAAAGCAAAAAAGAUCUUAUUAUUCGUUUAGUAGCUCAUGAUAUUGAUCAAGUGAAUUUGGAUGAUGACAUAAAAGAGGAAUUAAAUUCUGAUGAAGAUGAAAUAGUUUUAGGAGAAGUUUCUGCACAAGAAGACUCAUUCAAAAAUAAAGAGAAAGAAUUCAAGAAGCCAGUGGAAAGCAAAGUUCCUCCUAACCCAACACUAAGCACAAGCAGCCUGAAAAAAUUCUUGUCACUAAGUAAAUGUUGUGAGCCUACAUCCAGUGCAGAUAUUAAAAGUACUGAACUAAUUUCAAAUCAGAUAAUAGAAUUUGAUGAGACACGUGUUAAAAGAGCUGCUGCUGAGCUUGACAUGGCCGGAAGAAAAACCACACCGGAAACAGUCUCUUCGGAGAAAAAGCCAGAGCAUAAGGAAGAAGAAAGGAAUCUUGUUGCUGAACCUACACAUUACUUAAUACACAGAAUUAUGAGUUCAUCUUCAUACAACCAAGAAGACCUCAGUCCAUAUACCAGCGAGGCUGAAGAUUAUAACCCAGAUGCAAGUGCUAAAAUAUUAGAAGAAAAUUCUCAGAAACGAAAUCCAGAGAAUGUAAGCAGUAUUAAGUUUAUCACCAUCUUUGAAGGAACCAGGGAUAUUCCUGGCAAUGCAUCUUCCUCAAAUGAAGUCAAUUCAGAAACUCCCAAGGCCAAUGCCUCCAAGCAAGGAUCUAAAAUGCUAGCAAAGGUAUCUUCAGCUCUGUCAAAGGUGUUUUCCAGAUCUAAUACCAACGUUUCUAAAUCUUCUUCACCACCUCACCAGGAUAAACACUGAAGUUCCUUUACCCAAUACAAGUAU